AAUGGCUGCUCAGUUUCCUCAAAAAUGAAAAUACCACAGCUCCUCAUGGCAGGUACUAAAUACAGCCUGACAGUGUUAGCCCAAGUGAAUGGCACAGUUAAUGGAGAAGCACGUACCAUCGAUGCCUACACCACACCACAGACUGUGGAUGGUCUUACUCUAACCAGCACAGAACAAAGCAUUUAUGCUACUUGGAACCAUCCGAAUGGAAGUUUCUUCAGAUUUAGUGUGACGCUCUAUUUAAACUCUUUAGCCACCUCAAUAAAUAAUGACAGUACAACUGACCUGUACUACAAUUUCACUAAUUUGAGAUCAACAACACUGUAUAAAGUUAGUGUCAUCACACACGUGGAGAUAGACGAGCAUCCAAGCAAAGCAGCUGAUGCAUUCAUUUAUACCCGACCUGAGCGCCCUGCUAUUAUAAGCGCUGUGGCCCUGAGCGAUAGUACUAUACAGCUGAAGUGGAAGGCCCCGAAAGAUGCUGAUGUGGCCCAGAGCAUGGUAUACAAUGUGACGUACAUAUCCUAUUUUUGGGGCGACUCUAAAAUAUGGAAUGAAACUGUAACUAACCAAUCAGUUAACACUAAAAACAUUUCAGGGUUAAACUCUGGGACAAAGUACAACUUUAGGGUCAGUGUCUAUGCUGGCGAUUUGACGAGUCUUCCGGACUCUACAGACUGUAAAACAGACCCCAUUUAUAAAAAUUUAACCCUCAUGAUGCAGUGCUCUUCUGCUACCAGCCUUUACUGCAAGCAAAGUAGUACUAAGACUCUGUUCCACAAAGAGCUGGAGAAAAAAAUGAAAAGCAAAUUUGGUGAUCAAGAUAUUGUUUGGAGUGUUCACAUGAAGGAAGGAAAAUGAUUUCAAAACAGCAAAACUGAGCUCUCAACGUUUAUUUGAGCAUGUCUGGACAUUUUAUCUUGACAUGUGAAAUGUGAUAAUUUGAGAUUUUUGUCUGUAGAUAUGUGUUUGAUCAGCCCUGUAUAGCUCUCAGUAACAGAAAAUUUACAUCAAAUGGAAUUUAGCUAAAUGCAAAACUGACGGGAUUCCAAAGGUUUAGUUUGAGGUUUUUGGUCAUUCUUUAAACACUUUAAACACAGAGCAAAGUACUUCAUAGUAUACACUUUUGCACUUCAUAACAGCUUGAAUACGUUAGGCCUCUUAUAGCUAGUGUAGUAAGCAUUAUUCCUUUUAGAAAUAAGUAAGAUUUAGUUGUUUCAUUUCCUUUCUGUAGUUUUAGGUAUGCAGCUUGUAAAUCAGCAGCUGAGAGUGUGUUAUGAUCCAAUCUUUGUUUAACCACUUGAAGCCCUUGUUAUUCAAGCUGAAAAAGAAUAACUGAUUUCUUACAAUAAAUCAUGUACAUUUAUUCACGUUGUUGUUUAGUGUAUUUUUGGGGUGUAAAGUCUAAUGUUAGAUAUUAGUGUUAAAUAAUUCUUACAUUCAGAGCUAUCAUAGCUAUUAUUAUUCUAUACAGUGGUGGACAGUAACAAAGUAAAUGUAAUUCGUUACUGUACUUAAGUAGUUUUUUUGUGUAUCUGUACUUUACUGAAGU
This is a messenger RNA of Colossoma macropomum (tambaqui), 1552 nucleotides long. Its product is annotated as receptor-type tyrosine-protein phosphatase eta. Lineage: Eukaryota; Metazoa; Chordata; Actinopteri; Characiformes; Serrasalmidae. The transcript has 5 exons. Gene Ontology annotation, molecular function: protein binding. The coding region runs from base 25 to 861 and encodes 278 amino acids. The record is from RefSeq and is a predicted model, not a curated record.